ACAGUGUAUAUGUGUAAUUUUUGUGUAUGGAUACAGAUGCUGACUAAAUUAAGUAAACAACUAAAUGGAGAGGAUUGGACCUGGAACAACCUUAAUACAUUAUGUUGGGCAAUUGGAUCUAUAUCUGGAUCGAUGGUUGAGGAGCAGGAAAACAGAUUUCUGGUGAUGGUGAUUCGUGAUCUUUUGAACCUCUGUGAAAUCACAAAAGGAAAAGACAACAAGGCUGUCAUUGCUAGUAACAUAAUGUAUGUGGUUGGGCAGUAUCCUCGAUUUCUGAGGGCCCACUGGAAGUUCCUGAAAACAGUAGUGAAUAAGUUGUUUGAGUUCAUGCAUGAAACACAUCCUGGAGUUCAGGUAAAAAUUUAUGCUCAUCUUUUCCUAAUAUAAUAUAUUAUUGCAGACAUCUUUAAUCUUCAUUGUGUCAUGCAGUUCAGCUGUG
Messenger RNA from Olea europaea var. sylvestris, 439 nucleotides. Its product is annotated as protein EXPORTIN 1A-like. The record is from RefSeq and is a predicted model, not a curated record. Gene Ontology annotation, biological process: ribosomal small subunit export from nucleus; ribosomal large subunit export from nucleus; protein export from nucleus. Gene Ontology annotation, cellular component: cytoplasm; nucleus. Lineage: Eukaryota; Viridiplantae; Streptophyta; Magnoliopsida; Lamiales; Oleaceae. The coding region runs from base 10 to 387 and encodes 125 amino acids. Gene Ontology annotation, molecular function: nuclear export signal receptor activity. The transcript has 3 exons.